UAAACUAAAUCUCUUCUGCCUGUAUGUGAGUCAUAUCCCUCUAUUUCCUGCAUAUUCAUGUGUCUGUCUAAAGGCCUCUUAAACACCUGUUAGAAGGCACCAGCCUCUCAGUCACUGCCAGUAGGGACACAGAGAGAAGACACCAAGUCUCAAUCACUGCCCAAUUGGACUACAGCUGGAAGACACCAACCUUUCUCAAUCACUGCCCAGCUGGACUAUAGACAGAAGGCACCAGCCUGUCUCAAUCACUGCCCAUCUGGGCUACAGACAGACAACACCAGCCUGCCUCAGUCACUGCCCGGUUGGACUACAGACAGACAACACCAACCUCUCAAUCACUGCCCAUCUGGGCUACAGACAGACGACACCAGCCUGCCUCAGUCACUGCCCGGUUGGACUACAGACAGACAACACCAACCUCUCAAUCACUGCCCAUCUGGGCUACAGACAGACGACACCAGCCUGCCUCAGUCACUGCGCGGUUGGACUACAGACAGAAGGCACCAGCCUGUCUGAGUCACCCGCGAUGGGAGGUGCCUGCCUGUCUCAGGCUCAGCUCGGUGGGGCUCGGCACCGUCAGGGGGCGGGGAAGCGGUGUAUCCUCGCUGUACCAGCGACUCUCCUCUGCGUUCGCCAGCGCCAGUCUCGUCCUCGCCAACCUCGCACGUCCCGUCUCCUUUAUUAUUUGAUAUUCGCCUCACGGCUCAGUGGCAGCAGCGAUUUCCGGAUACAGGAGGCAGCGACGUUUCCUGCAGCGAAAGCUUGAACGAGACAACUUUCCUCCAGGAGGGACAAAACUAUGGAGUUAUGUAUAAAACUUAAGAACAUUGUGGCCAUUAUUCUGUGCUGCAUUUCUACACUAAUGAUCUGUAUAACAUGCUCAGGGAUCGACCAUCAGCCUAACAUUAUACUCAUAAUGGCAGAUGACCUCGGCAUUGGGGAUGUUGGCUGCUAUGGAAAUAAUACCAUAAGAACUCCCAAUAUUGAUCGCCUGGCUGAGGAAGGGGUGAUGCUGACCCAUCAUAUAGCUGCAGCUCCCCUAUGCACACCCAGCAGGGCUGCCUUUAUGACAGGCAGAUACCCUAUCCGGAUGGGUAUGGACAAUGGUUACAGAGUCCGCGUCCUUAUGUUCACUGGCAGUUCAGGUGGACUUCCUAAGAAUGAGACAACCUUUGCAGCAAUAUUGCAGAAACAAGGAUAUUCCACGGGCAUUAUAGGGAAGUGGCACCUGGGUGUGAAUUGUGAAACCAGGAAUGAUUACUGUCAUCAUCCACUUAGUCACGGGUUUGAUUACUUUUAUGGCACACCUUUCACCAAUGUGUACGACUGCAAACCGGGAAGUGAAAGUGCCAUUUUUGUGGAUGUUCAAGCCACUGUCUAUCUGACCACUGAAGUGGUCUUUGUGGGACUUCUGACGCUGCUGGUUUUGAGGUGGACUGGUUGUAUCAGUAUUGGUUGGAAGUGGAUUGUAUGGCCUGCGGUGAUUUGUACCCUGCUCUUCGGAUCUUGGUACAGUGUAUUUGGCUUCCUGAGGCGCUGGAACUGUCUGGUCAUGAGGAACCAUCAAGUCAUUCAACAGCCAUCCAAUCCAGAGACUCUCUCAACAAGAAUGACCGAGGAAGCUCUGGGAUUCAUUGAAAGAAACCAGAAGAAGCCAUUUCUCCUUUUCAUGUCACUACUACAUGUCCAUUCUCCCUUCUUUACCACCAAGCCAUUUAUUGGGAAGAGUAAUCAUGGUUCUUAUGGAGACAAUGUGGAGGAGAUGGACUGGCAUGUAGGUCAGAUUGUAAAUUCCAUCAACAAUUUUGGCCUUGCAAAUAAAACAAUUAUCUAUUUUGCCUCGGAUCAUGGCGGUAGCCGAGACUCUGUUGGAAUUAAUGGAGAGCUUGAUGGAGGUUGGAAUGGAAUAUACAGAGGUAAAAAGGGACUUGCUGGAUGGGAAGGUGGGAUUCGUGUCCCUGGAAUAUUCAGAUGGCCGGGCCAGUUGCCUUCUGGUAGGAAAAUUGAUGAACCGACCAGCCUUAUGGACAUUUACCCAACUAUUGUCAGCCUUGCUGGGGCCUCAUUGCCACAGGAUAGGGUGAUUGAUGGACGGAACUUGAUGGCACUACUGAAAGGUGAUGUACGGAGGUCGGAACAUGAGUUUCUGUUUCAUUACUGUGGAAGUGCUUUGCAUGCAGUGCGGUGGCACCCAAAAGGCAGUGACUCCGUGUGGAAGGCUCACUUGUUUACACCCAGAUCCGAGGCUGACAAUUGCUACCGGACUGAUGCAGGGGGAUGCCACGAUGAGUCUGUCUCCUACCACGACCCACCUUUACUCUUUGAUCUCUUAAAGGACCCCUCAGAAGCAAACCCAUUGUCGCCUGCAACGGAGCCUCUUUUCCAUGAAAUCCAAGACCAAAUCCGAUUGGGUAUAGAACAACACAGGAAGACCUUGACUCCCGUGCCUCUUCAGCUCUCUUGGAAUAAUAUUCUCUGGAAACCCUGGCUUCAGCCCUGUUGUGGUACAUUUCCAUUCUGUGGAUGCAGUGAAGAUUCCAGUGAAUCCAGUAAAACACAAGGGCCUGGCAAAUAAUACUGGUGACUGCUUACCUUAUACAAUUAUUGUCAUUCCAUGAUUUCUGCCUGGGAACAAACAAGUGAAAUCCUUAGGGAUGUUGGAAUUGGAAUUGGAACAGGAACAGGUUUAUUAUUGUCACAUGUACUGGGAUACAAUGAAAGACUUAAUUUAGCAUGCCAUCCAUACAGAUCAUUUCAAUACAAGUACAUUGAGGUAGUACAAGGGAAAAUCAAUAACAGAAUGCAGAAUAUAGUGUUACAGUUACAGAGAAAGUGUAGUGCAGAUAUACAAUAAGGUGCAAGGGCCAUGAUGAGGUAGAACGUGAGGUCAAGAGUUCAUCUUUAACGUACAAGAGGUCCAUUCAAGAGUCUGAUAACAGCGCAAUAGAAGCUGUCCUUAAGCCUGGUGGUGCGUGUUUUCAAGCUUUCGUAUCUUCUGCUUGAUGGAAGGGGGGAGCAGAGAGAUUGCCCAGAGUGGGAGUAGUCUUUGAUUAUACCAGCUGCUUUUCCGAGGCAGUGAGAAAUGUAUUCUGUUACCAGGCUUCACCACUGGUGGUUGUACCUUCAGCUGCUGGGGCUUUAAUCUCUGAAGUAUGCCCUCCCACACCUCUCCAUCUAUCUAACCUACCUCUUUGUCCAAACUUGUUUGUUUGCCCUAAAACGUUUCACGUGACUCAGACUAAUUUCCUGUUCUAGUAGUGCCUUGGACCAUUUUGCUACAUUAAAGGUGCUCUGCAGAUGAAAGCUUUUGGUGUUAUUGUCUUUGAAACUCUUCGAUAGAUUUGAGAGAGAUGAACAAGAUCAAUGGUUUCAAUACUCUUGAUAGAGAGAAGUGGAUGAAUUAAGAGCCAAAGGCCACAGAUUUUAAAGAUUGGACAAAACAUAGAAUGGGGAUGUGAGGAAAGUCUUUUUUACACAGAGAGCGAGUUUGACCUGGAAUUCACUGUCUGCAGGGAUGGCGGAAACAGAAUAAAGGCUUCUAAACCUUCUGCACGGAAAUGGACAGACACGAGAGUAUAUGAAAAACACGAUGAUGGUGGAGGAUCAUUGUGUUUUUCAUCUGGAUUCCAGCAUCUACAGUCCUUUGUUUCUCAAGUUUCACGAGAGAGAAUAUUUUGCAGGGCUCUGUGGAGGGAGUGGCAGAAUGGGACCAACGUGAUUGCUGUACUAGACUGAAUGGGCUAAAUGGCCUGAAUGCCAAAUUCUGUGAUUUUAAUCCUUUAAAAAGUAUGUGUUAUGUAGCGUCCCACUAACAUUUUCCCUUCCUUGUGGCUUGGGCAAGAAGAGAAGAAAUUCUUUGUUAUUAUUGAUCAAGUGUCCUGUUGCUUUAAUACACUAGGUAUGACCAUAAUCUGAUCAAUAGUCUUGUCAAGUGAUAAUUUAGCAGUGCAUUUGUUUCACUUAUUCAGUCACAGAAUUUGGGAGCUCGGUGGCAAUGCUGCCAUUUAAUGUCCAUCCUUGAACUAAGAAGGCAACCUCAUUGAUGGGUCUGCAGUCACAUAAAGGACACACUGGGUAAGGAAACUUUUCUUCCCAGGAGAACAUUAGUGAACCCAGGUGUCUUUGUAAGAAUUUCAGAAUCAGGUUUAUUAUCACUGACAUAUGUUGUGAAAUUUGUUGUUUUGCGGCAGCAGUACAGUGCAAAACAUAAAAAUUACUAAAAGUUACCAAAAAAUAAAUAAUCUAGUGCAAAAGUGGAAUAACGAGGUUGAGUUCAUGGGUUCAUGAACCAUUCAGAAAUCUGAUGAUGGAGGGGAAAGAAGCUGUUCCUGAAACGUUGAGUGUGAUAGUCUUGUGGCCAUCAUUAUUGAUACUAGCUUAGUGUUUCGGAUUUCAUUGUAUUUAAAUUCCCCAGUUGCUGUGGUGGAAUUUGAACUUAUGCCUCUGGUUCAUAGUUCAAACAUCCAGAUGUGAGACCAGUAACUCAACCACAUGGUUACCAAACCCCUACUUAUUACUUUAUUCAAUAAUGAUCAGGUGACUGUUACUGAUAUUCUAUUUUGCUUUGUGUUAAUCUAGUUUAAACAUAUUUUUGUAUGGUUUCCACUUAAAAUUUCAU
Molecule: messenger RNA, 4618 nt
Organism: Pristis pectinata (smalltooth sawfish)
Lineage: Eukaryota; Metazoa; Chordata; Chondrichthyes; Rhinopristiformes; Pristidae
Product: arylsulfatase D-like
Exons: 11
Coding region: 800-2575 (591 amino acids)
Molecular function (GO): arylsulfatase activity
Source: RefSeq, a predicted model, not a curated record